Molecule: messenger RNA, 1719 nt
Organism: Melanotaenia boesemani (Boeseman's rainbowfish)
Lineage: Eukaryota; Metazoa; Chordata; Actinopteri; Atheriniformes; Melanotaeniidae
Product: protein phosphatase 1 regulatory subunit 1B-like
Exons: 5
Coding region: 244-780 (178 amino acids)
Biological process (GO): intracellular signal transduction
Cellular component (GO): cytoplasm
Molecular function (GO): protein phosphatase inhibitor activity
Source: RefSeq, a predicted model, not a curated record
GGGAAGAGAUGCGCGAGAGGAGAGGAAACAGUCAAAGCUGUCAAACACAACUCCAGAGACCACAUAACUGUUGGGACGGAAGAAUGCCGCUGAUCACUCACUGACGAAUCUUUAGGAUCUUUAAAAAAACACAAACCAGCAUUUUUCAGUUAAACACACCGAGGAAGUCAUCCCGACAGUUACAUCGGACUUUACUCCACUUGGAUUUGGGCGCUUGUGCGUGGAGGUUACGGACUGGAUGCCAUGGAACCGGAGGUGAUGGAUCGAGAGGCAGACAAGGACGCAAGGAGGAAGAUUCAGUUUUCCGUGCCCUCCUCCAUUCCCCUUCAGCUGGACCCUCGACAGGUGGAGAUGAUUCGACGCCGGAGACCAACACCUGCAACUCUCUUCAGACUGACAGACCCACCAUCACCAGAGGAAGAGAGUGGUUCGCAUCAGUGGGUUCUGGGGGAAAACGGAGCUUUGAAAGCAAAACUGGUUCACAUGUCAGCUUACCAGCCGCCCUCACUCAAAGCUGUCCAAAAGAUGGCCCAGGCCCACUUGUCCUCCCUAGACAUGAAAUCUGUGGAUGGAGAGGAGCCCUCUUCUGGGGAAGAGGAAGAGCAACAGGAAGAGGAAGCGCAGCAGACAGCCUCUGCUACAACAGAUCCAAGAGAAGAAAGCAGAUCUUCAAGAGAUCCAUGUCAUCAGCUGGACAGUUCAGCAGCAAGGUCUGAACUCAGUCAUCGCCACGACGCCAAGGAUAAGACCACAGAGAGCAAAGAAGUACAGGGCAAAUGACAAAAGAAGAGGGCUCAAAUGGAUACAGAGUCAUUAAAUAACCGGCACAGCACAUGCAUGGACCGUGUAUGUGAGCACGAGUUUGCGUAGGGGUGUGUGUUUUUUAGGUCUGUACAUGUUUGUAUGCAUGCAACAAAAACUGAAUGUGGAAAAGAAAGCGAGAGGAAAAUAGACUGUGACCAAGAAUAUAAAUGAACAGGUGUGUGUGUGUUGUCGGGGGGGGGCGGUUAACUAGGGACUAAAUCCAUUUUAGUGUACCCAGGAAGUCACUGACAUAUUCCAGAGCACCCAACAGCACUCCAGAACUGCUGAAAGUCAAACUGGAAUUGGCACCAUUCCAAGGCAUAAUUUCAUGUCUGAAGAAACUUCUUCACCUUCACUUUCUGAGUGGAAGUGGAAGUCACUUUAGGAAAGAACCUCCAUUUGUUCUGAAAGAGUAUGGGCAUGUCAUAUUGUAGAUAUUUAAACAAACAAUAGUUAGGUAGUUUUUGUCUGUAGUAUUAAUGUGACACUGCUGUUACUUCAACAAGGUCUUGCAUACACAAAUAAAUAUUAUAGUUUAUUCAGUCAUUGCCCAGAAUACUCAAUCAGGUCCUGAAAUUCAGUUGGGCUGUAUCUCAGUAAGAGCUGUCAUUUUGGAUAUUUGCUUGCAAGGUUGAUGAAACAAAAAGAGGAUGGAUUACAGAUUAUUUGAGCACACUAGAUCAAGAUUAUACUCUAUCAGACUAAUGCAACUAAUCAUGAUAAUGUAGCUCUGCCUUUCUGUUCUAAAAUUAUGAACAUGCUUUUUGUAACAAACAUGAUCUGCUUGUGAUGACAUACAUAACGGAUGUUAACUGAAAAAUACUUAAUAUUUCAAAAUCCAAAUAAAUAAUGAGCGUGAACAUUCAUUUAUGACCCUGUAUAUAAAUGAUGUGUUAAAUAAAACAACUCAAAUAG